Rhizopus microsporus ATCC 52813 is the source of this 813-nucleotide messenger RNA. RefSeq names its product S-adenosyl-L-methionine-dependent methyltransferase. The transcript is spliced from 3 exons. Lineage: Eukaryota; Fungi; Mucoromycota; Mucoromycetes; Mucorales; Rhizopodaceae. Bases 21 to 791 code for a protein of 256 amino acids. The record is from RefSeq and is a predicted model, not a curated record.
AGGAACAAGAAGAGAGACCGAUGAUUGAUGACCUUACGCUUGAUCUGUACCGUACCUAUUGUGGUAUGAAUGACAGACAGGAACUUGAAAGGCAUUUGAUGAGCAUCAAGAAGCAAUUACCUGCUGUUAGUAGUAGUAGAUACAAGUGCAUUCGAAAAUACAAGUUUGCCUUUUCCCGAGUUUAUUAUCGCUUUUUUUAUAAUAGAAUUCUAAAAUAUGGACAAGAAUUGGUUCGAAUGGGACAGGAGCCCUUCUUGUUGGACAUUGGAUGUUGCACUGGCACUGAUUUGCGUAAACUCUAUAUUGAUGGUUAUCCAAAGUCAUACCUAAUUGGAGUUGACAUUGAUCCAGCUUAUAUUCAGUGUGGCUUUCAGCUCUUCAAGGACAUGGACACUUGCCCAAUUAAGUUUAUUGUGGCUGAUCUAUUUACGGAUGAACUAUGUGAAUAUACCAAAAAAAUCUCUGUGGCUCAUGCUGGAAGUGUAUUUCAUUUAUUCACGUCAAUGGAGAUGAAUCAAGAGUUUGUUCGACGCAUCAAACGAUUAAUAAAGCCAGGGGGAAUACUUGCUGGAGGGCAUGUUAUUUCUAAUAGAUCAGGCAUGUAUUAUAGACCAUCGGACAAGACAUUUAAAUUCUAUAUUAGCAUAGAGGACUUUAAAGCUAUUUUAGAAUUUGAGGGAUUUAAAGAGAUUGAAUUUGAAUUGACUGAAAAAGCGGAUGAUGAAAGAGUAAACAAGGACGGCACUGAAUCUACACUUUAUUGGAUUUCUUUUAUUGCAACCCUUCAAUAAUAAAUGUAUUCCCUCUUUUUUU